Cyprinodon tularosa is the source of this 1252-nucleotide messenger RNA. RefSeq names its product nuclear factor of activated T cells 2 interacting protein (gene nfatc2ip). Gene Ontology annotation, biological process: cytokine production; positive regulation of transcription by RNA polymerase II. Lineage: Eukaryota; Metazoa; Chordata; Actinopteri; Cyprinodontiformes; Cyprinodontidae. Bases 118 to 1113 code for a protein of 331 amino acids. The transcript is spliced from 9 exons. Gene Ontology annotation, molecular function: protein binding. The record is from RefSeq and is a predicted model, not a curated record.
AAAAUCCACAUCUGCUCCACAUCCCGCACCACUAGGGGCGGUAUUACACCAACUCGUUAACAUUAAUAAAACCAGAGAAGAAGAAGCGGGUUCUGUGAGCAGAGAGUUGGACCAGUUAUGGCUGAAACGGUGUCCAGCAGUGACCUGCAGGAGCGGAGGCCUCCACCCAAACGAAGACGAGUUCUCAACCCAGCGGCGAUCGUCCCCGUCCCGGUUUACUCCAGCAAGGUCAGCAGCGGUCUGCGGCUGAAGCCCACGGCGGCGCUGCUCUGCGGCUCGGAGCGUUCAGACGAUGGUGCUAAAGAGAGCCUGCGGUCAGAGUUCUCCUCAGCAGCGCCGCCCGUUGAGCUCCUGGACUCUGAGGACGAAGCAGAACCUCUGCACCAAUCGCAGCAUUCAGAGAGACUAGCUUCCAGAAGAAGUCCUCGCUGUCCGUCUCCUCCCCCCCCUCAGAGCCCGGUCCAAAAACAGUCCGUUCAGACCCGGAGGAAGAUCAGUGAGAUCGACAGGAAGCUCCGCGCCAUCAGCUCCACCCUGUCGCCAAGACCUCAGCACAGGAAAACCAGACGGUCCGGGACCGACAGUGACGACGGCGAUGAUGUCAUCAUGCUGAGCCCCGGGCCCAGUUCUGACCCGCUUCGUGAGAUCCCGUUGAAAAUCCGCUACAGAACAGAUGUCCACAAAGUUCUGGUGCUGCCGUCGACCCAGCUCAGCGAGGUGGUGGCCCAGCUGUCCGUCUCCCUGAAGGUUCCGCCCCAUCGCCUCCAGCUGCUCAGGGAGGAUCGGGAGCUGCCCUCAGAAUCUACGGUGGCCCAGUUGGGUCUCAGCAUCGCUGACAUCAUAGAUUGCCUGGUGACAUCAUCAGAGGAUCCAGACGGCAGCAGCAGCGCGGUCAGAGUGAAGCUGCAGAGCAAAGACAGAGAUUCCUCCCAGGAGUUCUCCAUCCAGCGGGAGGCGCCGCUGAGCUCCAUCUUCUCCCAGUACCUGUCCGGCCUGCCUGCUGGCGCCGCCCGGAAGGUCCGGUUCCAUUUCGACGGCUCCAAGGUGACGGGCAGCCAGACGGCGGCACAGCUGGACCUGGAGGACGGAGACAUCAUUGAAGUGUGGACCUGAGAAGAAAGCCGCCGGGUCGGUUCUGAUGAAUAAUGUUUGAAUAAAACCGACCCGGCGACGGUUCUGCUUUUUAUUUGAUCAGAAUGACUUCAGUUAUUGGAUCAGUUAUUAUUUUGAAUAAAGAUUAGAGAAGAAAAAA